Molecule: messenger RNA, 4524 nt
Organism: Saccharomycopsis crataegensis
Lineage: Eukaryota; Fungi; Ascomycota; Saccharomycetes; Ascoideales; Saccharomycopsidaceae
Gene: TRM3
Product: tRNA (guanosine(18)-2'-O)-methyltransferase
Exons: 1
Coding region: 1-4524 (1507 amino acids)
Biological process (GO): tRNA methylation
Molecular function (GO): RNA binding; tRNA (guanine) methyltransferase activity
Source: RefSeq, a predicted model, not a curated record
AUGCUGAACUUAGAAGGCCCUAUCACCGGUCUAUUUGCCAAGUUCCUCAACGCCUCCCAAAAGGAGCUGAUUGUUGAGGAUUUGCUAUCGCAAUUAUCACCACAUAGCGGCGAUCAGCAAGUGAUUGAAACAUUGUGCGAUUUGUUGAAAACUGAGGAAUUCUCCAAUUAUAAAACCCAAGCUUUCCCAAAAAUCAAAGACUACUGCUUCAGUAUCUUGGCCAAUAUCAGUGCGGUUGAAGGAGCUGAUGUUGAUUUAAUCAGGCUCGAGAGUCUUCGGAUAUUGUGCGGGUUAUUUGUGGAACUUCAAGAAUGCUUGAUCGAGUACAUCACCCAAGAAAUCGGGGUGUAUUUGGCCACCUCUGGAGUAUUUGUGGAAGAAAUCACCAACCAAGAACAAUACAAAACCAUUAUUGCCAAUACCCCAUUGACUGGAAAAAAGAUCCCUAAUCGACAGGAAAUUAUUGUCGAUUUAAGUUUCUUGGAAAAGCUCCUUGCCGGGGAACAACAGUCAUCAUUAAAUAUCCCAGCAAAACUUAACGUUAUAUUAUGUUACUACUUACAAUUGAACGAUGAAGAGAUCUCGGGGUUGGCCUCCAAGGUUUUCCGCUGGACUAUGCCAUUGGUUGUGUCACUUAAAGAAUUCGACCCAUUGAUUUGGAAAACUAUCUUAUACCUUACAUCAUCAUCAUUUGCCGAUAAAUACCACCACAAGAACGGGUACGUUUUGUGGAUCCGUUAUCUCAGUGCGGCAAUUGAUAACCACACAUUGAAGAGUUCCACGGCGUUCCAAGAGUUGGUGAAAUUGGAACGGUAUUGGAAAAUCCUCCAAAAAAUGUUGAUUAGUCCAUUACACGAACACCGUAAGUACGCCCUUACCAUUGUCCAGUUCUCGGUCCAGUGUAUUGAUGGGUGUAUCGAUAAUCGUAUCAUGAAAUGGAGCGCUGCGGAAAAUGACACUUAUAUCAAGGAAUGGAAAAGAUAUUGUGUGUUAUACGAGAUUGCCGGGAUCGAUACCUCGUUGCAUCAACUCGAGGCAGGAUCUAAAGAUAUUGCACUAUUACUCGAUCCCGUUAAAUCGAAAAUCCACAGUAGUUGGGGGCUUUGUUUAAUCUCCACCGCCAUGCAAGCCGCCAUGGACUCAGUGAGAAGAUACGCAUUGGAGUUUGUGUUGGCGAUCAAACGGGAAAAUCUUGUGAUGUUCGAUGAAACAAGUGAGUUCUUCUUGAAGGACAUUUUUUUGAAAUAUGCAAUGCAAGGGUCGUUAUUCGCCACCCAGCGUGAUUCAUCAUCGAUUAGUUGUCCAUAUGGAGAACGGUUCUCGAGCUUUGUCGAAAAUAUCCUCAUUCAAUUAUCAAGGGCCAAGAAAUUGGAUUCUUUAUCGUUUAUUACCACGUUGAUCUUGCAAAAAUUGUACGAUGAUCGUGAAGGGUUUGAUUAUUCUCGGAUUUAUUUGGUGAUUGCAUUAUACAAAGGGUUGAGAUCAGGAGCCAAUUUAUUGAGCGGUGGUCAUUUGCGUCUUUUGGAAAAACUUUAUCAAAGCAGUAACGAAACGGUGAUGAUGGAAAAAUUCUCGCAAAAAUUAUCCUUGAGAUUAUUGUUGAAAAUCGAUACGAAAUCAGUGAGUUUGCAACAACUUGUCACUGCCAUUGGGAAAUUCGUCAAGAGUAACAAUGGUAAACAUAACUUGUUGAACCUUGGGUAUUCGAUGCUUGAUGACGAGCUCGAAUUCCUUUUAGAUUUUAUUAGCACCUCGUAUCCAGAGGGUGGGCUUUUGACCCUCCUUACUAGUAACAAUGUUAACGGAUUUUCCAGUAUUGAGGAAAUCGUGGUGAUUUUAUACCUCAUCAUUGCGGAUAAGCAAGACGAUACCAACCGCGAACUUUAUCAAACAUUGACCACCACGAUCUUGGAGCAUAAUAUCUUCCCGGUGGUGUUGACAGAACUCACGUUUUCCAAGCUUUCGAAAUUGGGGUUGUUGUUUCCGUACUUGCAGAAAUAUUACCUCAAGCUUGUGGAAGAACUCUCGAACAAUUUGAUCAAGCAUAAAGGAAUUUGGAGCAAAGCUUAUACCAUUGUUACCGAGCAGAGUUUGUUUGAUGAAGACGACGAGAAUUUGUGGACUGACAAUGUCAACUUGAAGAAAUUGUGGAUUUCCAUUGGGGUUGAGUAUCAAAGUGCCGACCCUGAAGUGGUGGAACUUGCUAGUGACAAAUUAAGAUUCUUUAGCCAAUGCUAUGCGAGAAUGAAAUACUUGGUGGAAGAAGAUGAUGAAAAUAAUAGCCAGGUGUGGGGACUUAAAUCCAUCAACGAAUUGACCAAGAUGAAUUCAUAUUUCUUCAAGAGAUUAUCUAGUGGUCAAUACGAUUAUAAGCUUCGGGAUACCAGUAUUCUGUUGUUAUUUGACAUUUUGAAAGAUUUCCUUAGUGUGCAAUUGAUCACCCCGGAGUUGAAACUGCAAGUUUUCCAAGUGGUUGAAUUGAACUCAUCUACCGUCGAUUGGAAAUCAGAAUCUUCAAUGGUGGAUUUGAUGAAGACGAUAUUCAUUGGGAACGAAGCGGAAAUGCAAGAACCAUUAACCGAUGGCGAAGUGGAGAAAAUCAUCGAUACUACCCAACAGAUUUGGAGCUCAUUACACCAAAAGACCCUUAAAUUAAGCCAGCAAGGUUUGCAUUUAGCGAUCAUCGACCUUGUUUUAUCCCCACAAGUGCUUUCACGGUGUGGUAGUUGUCAGAUCGUGAGUGAGAAAGUGACGAAUCUUACCAGUGAAAUCAUCGAACAAUCAUUUGGCCGCCGAUCCUUCCUUCCAAGAAUUGCCAGAAAAAUCGCCGAGUACCAACGCUUUAACCCUCUGGAGUUUGCCAAUAACGUUUUCCUUGGCCCAUUGUUAAUUGCUAUCUUCUCGUUCAUUAGAGUCAAUGCCAACGGGUUCCGUAUUGUCCCAGUGGCGGCGAAGUUAUACGAUACCAUUGUCAAUUACGGUUCAGGAAACAUUUAUAAAACUAUUUAUGGUCCAUCAGAAGCGUCUGCCAGGGCCCAGAUCAUCACGAUAAUUGCGUCACUUCCAAACAACUCCAGUAUAGGAAAAUCGAUGCUUGAUUAUAUCGUCGAUGAUUCUGCUAGAGAAUUACAUUUAUUCGAGGCGGUGAAGCGUAUUGAUGGCGGGGAAAUUUGGAAACGGAUCCAAUUAUACAGUAUCUUGUUAGUGUUAUCCAGCUCGUUGGAUCGACAAUAUUUUGUGCCGAUGGUGGAAACAUAUUACGAGCCAGCGUUGGCAAAAGACGCCAGUCCGUUGGUGAGAGUAUACAUCGAAUGGACGAUUGCCAGAACCUAUCUUGGAGAUGUUAGAUUAAUGGAUAAACUUAUGGGGAUUUUGAAAUCUCCUGGUGCGAUGCAUCCAUCGCUCGUGAUGUCGUAUGAACGAAUCAUGUUUUUGAUUUGCCAGCAACUCACCGGGGAAAUAAAAUCGCAAUACUUCAAGCAAUUCCUUAGAGUGCUCUCCGGGCUUUGUUGUUCUGACAAGACUCUGGUAAGACACUUUAGUGGCUCAUUGGUCUGCAGCGUGCAAAAAGAAGUCGAUACUUAUGGUGCUACCGCGUUAGGGCUCACCGAGGGGGAAAUCGACACCAUCACCCGGUUCUACGACCAAGUGACCCAGAAUGGUAAAGUGUUGGAAUAUCGUAAUGGUGAUGCCUUGGUAUGGAACGCUAGUGGGGAUUUCACGUUGGUCGGGGUCUGUGGAGGAGUGCUUCUUAAAGUGUCUGACAGUUUUGAAAUUGAUGCGAUUCCUGAAUCAGAAUUCCGUAAUAACGUGCUUACCACGAACGGUCCAAACAUUCCAAUCGGGGAAGAUUGUAAAGAUCUUUGGCUCAGCACUGUGAAAACCGGGAGUGGGAAAAAACUGCUGCAAUUUGUUGGUGGUAAUCUUAGCGGUGGUGGUUCCGCCAAAAACGUCACGGAGUUUGAUAAAAUUGCGUUACAAAAGAAGAGUGGGGCAUGGCGUACGGUGAUGGAUCUUGACGAUUCAGGAAAAGAUCAUAAUGACGGCACCCAUAUCCAGCGGAGUGAUUUGAUCGUGAUGGGUUCAUUGGUCAAUAAGCCUCCUAACUUGGGAGGUAUUUGCCGAUUAUGCGAUGUUUUAGGAGCAGGGUUGCUCACGAUUGGCGAUAACAAUUACAAGAAACACGCGCAGUUCAAGAGCGUGGCGGUGACCGCUGAUUUAUGGUUACCUAUGGAGGAAGUGAAACCCGAUGAUAUUAUUAACUUUAUGAGAAAACAAAAGGCCAAUGGUUAUACUUUGAUUGGGUUGGAACAAACCGAUAAGAGCGUCCAGUUAGAUCACGAUUUGAAGUUCCCUCAGAAAUCAUUGAUUGUGUUAGGGAAAGAAAAAGAAGGGAUUCCUGGGGAGAUUUUGGCCGAGUUGGAUUUCUGUGUGGAAAUCAAACAGGUUGGAGUGGUGAGAUCGAUGAAUAUCCAAACCGCGACUGCUUUAAUUGUCCAUGCUUAUUCUUUGCAAUAUUGUUGA